ACAACACGUCAAACACAUCGUCGGACACUGUUGGACGUUGAAUAUUAUUGCUUGGUAUUCAAUUGUUUAUACGGUAUUUGAUCCUUAUACACAACAAAAAUCAACAAUGCACGGUCGAGUUAAGGUGCGUACUACGGCAGAACAAGAGGCUAUAAAGAAAAAGGAAAGAGCAGCUAAAGUCGCUCAAUACAAAGCUGACAUUGCUGUAGUAUUUCAAAAGAGAAAAGAUAAGAUAUGGGACGAAGAAUUGUUACAAAUUACCAGACGUAUAAUUUUAAGUAAUUCUGACAUUUAUACCUUGUGGAAUAUUCGUCGUGAAGUUUUUGAAAAUAACGAAUGGAGCGAAGAAGAUCAUCAGCAACUGCUGGAGAAUGAAAUGAGCUUGACUGAAAGCUGUCUCAGAGAGAAUCCUAAAUCGUACUGUGUAUGGCAUCAAAGAUGCUGGGUGAUGGAAAGAAUACGUGAUCCAGAUUGGAAAAAGGAAUUGGCGCUAUGUGCAAAAUGUCUAAAUUUAGAUGAAAGGAAUUUUCACUGCUGGGAUUACAGAGAGUUUGUUGUGCAAAAAGCUGGCAUCUCUGAUGAAGAAGAAUUUGAAUUUUCCACUACAAAAAUAUUGAGUAACUUUUCGAAUUACUCAUCUUGGCAUUACAGGAGUCGAAUAUUGUUCAAGAUGUUUGGAACUGCAUCAGGAGAAAUACCAAUUGUAGAUGAAAAAUAUAGAGAAGAACUCGAUCUUGUAAUGAACGCAACAUUUACUGAUCCCAAUGACAGCAGCGCGUGGUUCUAUCAACGAUGGCUUUUGGACAAGGCCGUAACGACUUGCAGACUGUGGCGAGCUCAAAUUAAGAAACAUCGAGCUACAAUUGUUAUUGAUAACAAUAUAUCAAUUAAGCCAAUUUUACUGUCGUUAAUUGUGAAUAACGAGAUUGUCAACGUGCAAUGGGAAUUGUAUCCGGAUGAGAAGUUUGCCAAGUUACGAAUAGGAAACUUUAUUAAUCCGAUUGAGGAUCUGGAUCAUACUAAAGAAGUUUCUAUAAAAUUGCAAGACACGACAUAUCAACUUUCAUAUUCGGAAGCAGAAAGCGCAUGGAUUUACAAAAAUAAUUCAAGCUUGGGCAAAAAAUAUAGCAAUGACGAUCAAUUGAGUGAACAAUUACAGAGUUACAAUCAGCUUUCCGAAAUGGAACCAAAUAACAAGUGGGCCUUAUUAACUGGUUUGUUAUUAAUGAAAAAGAUCGAUUUAAAAAACUUUUAUACCGACAUACUGAAUAAGUUGACCGUAUUGUCAAAAGUCGAUAAUCUUCGGAAAAAUUAUUACAAAGAUUUACAAAGCAAACUCGUGACAGAGUAUAAAUUACUCGAAACAUGGAAAGAAGAAGACAGUUUGGCGAUAGAAUCGAGAAUUGAUUUAUCGGGACUGAACUUGACCAAAUUACACAACAAUCACUACUUCAGCUUUUUCGAAGAAGUGAAUCUCAGUGGGAACGAGUUGGAAAAUUCUCUAUGCCAGCUAGUUACGUUGCAAGGAUGCAAAAAGCUGUCAUUGUCCAGCAAUGGCUUAACGUCAUUGAAACGAUUUCCUACUCUACGCGGUCUCGAAGUUUUGUGUAUGAGAAACAAUAAAUUGACAAGUACAGACGAGAUAUUAGACUUGAUAAAGCGGCACGAAAAUCUAGAAAGAUUAGACAUACGAAAUAAUCUCGUGUGCGACGAGAUUGAUGUAGCUGAAAUUCAUAAUAUAAAUCCUCGUUUGGAAGUAUGUUUGAAAUAACACUGAACGUUAUAAAUGCGCGUAAACAAAUUAUUUAAACUACGUUUAAUAAUAAUUUUUUCGUGAUCACUGUUUCCAAUACUUUUUAUCACAAAAAUAUUAGAAAACCAAAUAAACCAUGUUACCACAGAAAACUCUUACUAUAAUAUUACUUUUCGUAUUUUAUUUUAAUUAGACGAAAAAAAAAACUGU
Molecule: messenger RNA, 1963 nt
Organism: Pseudomyrmex gracilis
Lineage: Eukaryota; Metazoa; Arthropoda; Insecta; Hymenoptera; Formicidae
Gene: RabGGTa
Product: geranylgeranyl transferase type-2 subunit alpha
Exons: 7
Coding region: 107-1771 (554 amino acids)
Biological process (GO): protein geranylgeranylation
Cellular component (GO): cytoplasm; Rab-protein geranylgeranyltransferase complex
Molecular function (GO): Rab geranylgeranyltransferase activity
Source: RefSeq, a predicted model, not a curated record